AUGCACAUGACCGCGGCGCGGAAUGCAGCCACCAAGCUCACCAUGCCAGCCAUGUCACCAACAAUGACCGAGGGAGGGAUUGCGUCGUGGAAGAAAAAGGAGGGCGAGGCCUUCGCCUCCGGUGACGUUCUACUCGAGAUCGAAACAGACAAGGCAACCAUUGAUGUGGAGGCGCAAGACGAUGGUGUUCUUGGGAAGAUCUUGGCACCAGACGGCACCAAGAACAUCCUUGUAGGCAAGACCAUUGCGAUCCUCGCUGAAGAGGGCGACGACCUCUCGAGCCUUGAAAUUCCCGCAGACGAGCCUGCACCACAAGCUUCGACUCCGGCCCCCCAACCUUCCAUCUCUGCUUCUUCGGGUGCCCAAGCAAAGCAGGCUCCAACUCCGCCCUCCCACUCACACGUCGAAGUCCCGAAGACCGACCGCCCGCUCUUCCCGUCCGUGCUGCGCCUGAUACAAGAGCACGGAAUUGCGCAAGCCGAGUUCGACAAAAUCAAGGGCACGGGCGUGCGCGGGAUGCUCACCAAAGGAGACGUGCUGGCACAUCUCGGGCUGGCCUCUACUCCCACAGGCACCUUCCGCGAGACCACGGUCCCGGACGUCAAGACGGCCGCGAAGUCAAGCCCGAAGGCUGCUCCUCCUCCACUGGACGGCGCGGCCUUGCGUAGACUUAUCGUGGGCAACAUGCUGGAGGCGUCGGUGAAGGCUCGUGCAACCGCUGCCCCCUCGCCUCCGGCAGAUUUCGACUCCGUCAUCGCGGACUACCUGCCAGAGCUCAAGCCUCGUCCGUCCUUCCCUUCGCUUGAGACGGCGACCACCAAGCCUAAAAGCGCAGACUUCCUGGACGGUUUGAUUUAG
Epithele typhae is the source of this 858-nucleotide messenger RNA. RefSeq names its product single hybrid motif-containing protein. The transcript has 4 exons. Bases 1 to 858 code for a protein of 285 amino acids. The record is from RefSeq and is a predicted model, not a curated record. NCBI's taxonomy places the organism in Eukaryota, Fungi, Basidiomycota, Agaricomycetes, Polyporales, Epitheliaceae. Gene Ontology annotation, cellular component: pyruvate dehydrogenase complex. Gene Ontology annotation, molecular function: dihydrolipoyllysine-residue acetyltransferase activity. Gene Ontology annotation, biological process: pyruvate decarboxylation to acetyl-CoA.